Molecule: messenger RNA, 2373 nt
Organism: Rotaria sp. Silwood2
Lineage: Eukaryota; Metazoa; Rotifera; Eurotatoria; Philodinida; Philodinidae
Source: the annotation of a GenBank genome assembly
AUGUCGAUCUCAAAAAUAAAAAAUGCUGCAAAAUCUUUAAAAACAUUUCAAGGUAUUCACUUUGAACAAUGUUUGGAUAAUGGUGAAACAGCUGAGCAAAUGAAUAAAUGGCUUUUAGAAGUAUCAUGGGAAGUAGCUAACAAAGUUGGUGGAAUUUAUACUGUUAUUCGCUCAAAAGUACCUAUAACAAAAAAAGAAUAUGGAAAUAAUUAUAUUUGUUUGGGUCCAUAUAAUGAUUCAUUUGUUAAAACUGAAGUUGAAAUUAGUGAAUCUAAAAAUGAGGCUAUACGUGAGACAGUUAAUGACAUGAAACGUUAUGGUGUUAAUGUUGUAACUGGAAAUUGGUUGAUUGAAGGUUUUCCACAGGUUGUUCUUUUUGAUAUUGGCUCAGCAGCCCAUCGAUUAGAUGGUUGGAAAGGAGAUUUUUUCCAAUAUGCACAUAUUGGUAUUCCAUAUCAUGAUCGAGAAUCGAAUGAUGCUUUAAUAUUUGGUUUUUGUGUUUUUUGGUUCAUUGGCACAUUUAUUGAACAAGUAAAACGAAUUAAAAAAAGUUAUGUUAUUGCUCAUUUUCAUGAAUGGUUAACCGGUGUUGGUCUUGUAAUGAUACGUCUUCGUAAUUAUGAUUGCGGAUUAAUAUUUACAACACAUGCAACACUAUUAGGACGAUAUUUAUGUGCUGGUUCAGCAGAUUUUUAUAAUAAUUUAAGUCAUUUUAAUCUUGAUAAAGAAGCUGGUGAUCGUCAAAUAUACCAUCGUUAUUGUAUUGAACGUGCUGCUGCAUCAUGUGCACAUGUAUUUACAACUGUUUCACAAAUAACUGGUAUUGAAGCAGAAUAUUUAUUAAAUAAAAAACCCGAUAUAUUAACGCCCAAUGGGCUUAAUGUUCAAACAUUUGCUGCAUUACAUGAAUUUCAAAAUUUACAUGCACAAAAUAAAGAAAAGCUCAAUGCGUUUAUACAUAUUUUAACACCAAAUGGACUUAAUAUUCGAUUAUAUCGACGUAAACCACGUUCGAUAUGGUCAUUAGAUCCAAUAAUUAUAUCCCAUGAAAGAAUAUCAAACUUUGUACAAGGACAUUUUUUAGGACAUUAUGAUUUCGAUUUGGAUAAAACAUUAUAUUUUUUUAUUGCUGGACGAUAUGAAUUUUCAAAUAAAGGUGCCGAUAUGUUUAUUGAAUCUUUAGCACGAUUAAAUCAUAUGCUUAAAGCAUCCGGUUCAGAUGUAACUAUCGUAGCAUUUAUGAUAUUUCCAACAGCAACAAAUAAUUUUAAUAUUGAAUCAUUACGUGGUCAAUCUGUUGCUAAAAUGCUUCGAGAUACAGUACAAAAUAUUCAAGGUGACAUUGGAAAACGACUUUAUGAAAUUUGUCUAAAUUUUCUCUUUCUUUUUGUUGGUUUACCAUUAUGGUAUUCUACUACAAGUACAUAUCGUGCACCAUUACCUUAUUCUCGUAUAUCAACUCUUGCAUCAAAACCUUCGGAUUUAACUGAACCAAAUUUAACAUCAUUUCAAACAGCAUCAUCAUAUGAAAUAUUAUUUUAUUUAAUAAAUAAUAAUGACGAAAAUUAUAGUUUAAAUAAAACGAUAUAUGAAGAAAUAAUAUCAUCAACAAUUGUACCUUAUUUAAUAAAUACAUAUUCAAAUUAUAUUAAUAUUGAUAUAUCAACUGAAAUAAUAUUUAAUACACGUGGAAUUUUACCAAGUGAAACAAUACAUAAUUUAGAAAAAAAGCAAAUACCUUUUUUUAUUAAUAAACUUGAAUAUUUAUUACAUCAUUCAACAAAACAUUAUAAAGAAAAAAUUUUUUUUAUUUUAUUUAUACCUGAUGAAAAACAAACACCAUUAACAGUUGAUAAAAAUGAACAAAAUUCAAUAAUUGUACCUAAAUGGGGUAGUGUUAUAUUUUAUAAUAAAGAUAAAUCUAAUAAUGAAUUUGAUGAUUUAAAUAUAAUAAUGAAGCAAUUUCUUAAUCAUUUUAAUCAUUUAUUAGGUAUUGAAACAUUUGAAAAAUGGAUUAAUUUACGUACAAUUGAAAAUUAUAAUAAUGGUCGACAAACAUUAUUAACUUUAUCACAAUUACUUCUUUCAAUACCUAAUAUUGUUAUUGAUGAUAGUAUGGCAAAAAAAAUUCAUAAUUCACUUGAUUUAUUAGAAAAAUGUCAAGAUAAUAAUCAACAUAAUGAUUGUCAACAAGGACGUUUACUUGCUGAUCAAGUUUUUUUUGAUCCAUCAUUACUUAAAUUACUUUAUUUUCCAGAUGAUCAAAAAUUUGCUAUAUAUGUUCCAUUAUUUUUACCUAUGGGUGCACCAUUAGCUUGGACAUUAUUCAAUGAUAUUAAAUUUUUGAUAAAUAUUGUUAAAAAGAAUCGCUAA